UAUUAAAAAUGUUGGAAUUUGUUAAUUAAAUAAAUCUCAAUGCAAUGAAUUUUCGCAAUGCAAAAGCCCGUCAGCCGGAAAUAGUGCGUUCCGUACAGAAAGAUGCCCGUUAUACAAAUGAGUUAUCUGAAGAUUUGUCCGAUUUGUUGAGGCUUACCGGAGCCAGAAAUUGGAUAAAGUACAAUCAAAUGUGUAAAUUGAUAGCUGAAAUAUGUUAUCAUGGUUUUGCUUCAGUCAACAGUUUACAAACAUUAGGAGAAGAAUAUACGGGCAUAAUACAAGUGGAUUCCCAAUAUAAACACAUUCCCUCAAGACUGCUUCAACUAACAGCUAUCAUACUAGAAUUCGGUGGCGACAUCUUAUAUUUUAAAGUCUUACAAAAACUUGAAAAAUAUAUAGAAGAUCAUGAGGAGAUAGUACCAGAGGCCAAAAAGAAACUAACAGCAAUUAUUAACUGUAUGCGUUGUUCUCCCACCUACAUAAAAGCCUUACACAAAUCUUUAUUCUAUUUACGUUCGGACAAAUAUCAAAUUUCCAAACGAGCAACUGGCAUAAACUAUGUUCUAAUUAGACACUGGUUACAACCCGAAUUUUCACUCUAUGGUUACAAAAUCUUGGGUAUUGUAACAUUUUUCCAAGUGAGCUUUUCGCUUGUUAUUGCAGCAUUUGAUACUUGGAAAGAACACAAAAGAAAACGAUAUGAAACUGAAAAGGCUUCAAAACGAUUUGUACAAAAAGAAAAGUUUUCGAGGCAAAGAGAAAAACUAGAAAAUGUUCCUCAGUGUAUAUUGUGUUUGGAGCCACGUAUGAAUACCAGUCUGACGCCAUGCGGUCAUUUGUUUUGUUGGAGCUGUGUUUUGGAUUGGUUGGAUGAACGUGACGAAUGCCCCUUGUGUAGAGAAUCCUUGAAAAAGUCUCAAGUUGUGCAGUUGCAAAAUUAUAUAUGAACUUUGGUAGGUGCACAAUUAGAUUAAACACAUUUGGUUUUGGAUAAUACUAUUUUGUAAUUUGUUUAAGAUAUAAGUAAAUGAAAAUAUUUAAAUAAUAAAGAUGAUAAAAUAAAAAAACUUACUUCUUUA
Messenger RNA from Calliphora vicina (urban bluebottle blowfly), 1079 nucleotides. It is a transcript of the gene Pex10, whose product is annotated as peroxin 10. Gene Ontology annotation, molecular function: zinc ion binding. The record is from RefSeq and is a predicted model, not a curated record. Bases 45 to 947 code for a protein of 300 amino acids. Gene Ontology annotation, biological process: protein import into peroxisome matrix. The transcript is spliced from 2 exons. NCBI's taxonomy places the organism in Eukaryota, Metazoa, Arthropoda, Insecta, Diptera, Calliphoridae. Gene Ontology annotation, cellular component: peroxisomal membrane.